Messenger RNA from Debaryomyces hansenii CBS767, 513 nucleotides. RefSeq lists its product as uncharacterized. Bases 1 to 513 code for a protein of 170 amino acids. The transcript has a single exon. NCBI's taxonomy places the organism in Eukaryota, Fungi, Ascomycota, Pichiomycetes, Serinales, Debaryomycetaceae. Gene Ontology annotation, biological process: mitochondrial electron transport, NADH to ubiquinone. The record is from RefSeq and is a predicted model, not a curated record.
AUGGUAUUGGGAGAUUACUUCAUUGGAAGACAUAAUUGGGAAAACGUUGAUAAGAACACUUUACCAAGCGAUAUCCCAGAGGUUGACGAAGUUGGAGCCACUUCUGCACCAUUAUUAUCAGCUUCUUAUUUCAUUGGUAGUAAAUGUAAACCUUAUAAUGAUGAUUUCAUGUUGUGUAAAGACGAAAACAAUGGAGGUACUUUAGAAUGUUUAAAAGAAGGAAGAAGAGUCACCAGAUGUGCCAUUUCAGUGUUAUCCGACAUAAAUAAAUACUGUUUUGACGAGUUCAAGUUACAUUACGAAUGUUUGGAACAAGAAAACCAUAGACUGGGCCACUGUAGAAACUCCGAAUCAGUUUUAAACAAAUGUAUUUUCCAAAACAUGAAGUUAGAAAAGAAGAUUCCUGACGUUGAAAACCAAAUCCACUUAAACAAAAAUCCAAUCUACCAAGGUACCUCCAAAGAUAAGGCCAAGACCGCCGAGUUUUUGAAAGCAAAGGAAGCUAAUAAUUAG